UCUCUCUUAAAAAACCAAUCUCUCUCUCUCUAACGAGGAACAAUGGAGACCAAUUGUGUUCCUAACGAUGAACCCUUUUUGUUCUCUCAACGCAGCGUUUGGGUUAACGGUCCGGUGAUCGUCGGCGCCGGACCGGCGGGGCUGGCGACGGCGGCUUGUUUGAGAGAACAAGGCGUUCCAUUUGUAGUGAUUGAACGAGCCGAUUGCAUAGCUUCGUUAUGGCAAAAACGGACUUACGAUCGGCUUAGGCUUCAUCUUCCAAAGCAAUUUUGUCAGCUCCCUCGGCUUCCAUUUCCUCAAGAAUUCCCAGAAUACCCUUCCAAGAAACAAUUCAUUCAAUAUCUUGAAUCCUACACACACAAAUUCGAAAUUAAGCCACGGUUUAACGAAACCGUUCAAUCGGCUCGGUUCGAUCAGACCGGUGGGCUUUGGCGUGUCAAAACAGAGUCCAGUUCCGGUGAGGUUGAGUACGUUUGUCAGUGGCUUGUUGUUGCCACCGGCGAGAAUGCUGAGUGUGUCAUGCCGGAAAUUGAAGGUCUUAAUGAAUUUUCCGGCGAGGUUUUGCAUGUUUCCGAUUAUAAAUCCGGCGAGAGGUUUAAAGGGAAGAAUGUUCUUGUCGUCGGAUGUGGGAAUUCCGGCAUGGAAGUUUCUUUAGACCUUUGCAAUCAUGAAGCUUCUCCAUCAAUGGUGGUUCGGAGCUCGGUUCAUGUUUUGCCGAGGGAAGUUCUUGGGAAAUCUACGUUCGAAUUGGCUGUUUUAUUGAUGAAAUGGCUGCCGCUAUGGCUGGUGGACAAAUUGAUGUUGAUUUUGGCAUGGUUAGUGCUUGGGAGCAUAGAGAAAUAUGGGCUAAAACGGCCAUUAAUGGGGCCAUUGGAGCUCAAGAACACGACAGGAAAAACCCCUGUUUUGGACAUUGGAGCACUUAACAAAAUCAGAUCCGGAGAUAUUAAGGUUGUUCCAGGGAUUAAAAGGUUCAACAGAACGGAAGUCGAGUUCAUCAAUGGCGAAAAAAUGAGCAUUGAUUCAGUACUUUUGGCCACUGGAUAUAGAAGCAACGUGCCGUUUUGGCUUCAGGAAAGGGAAUUCUUUGGCAAAAAUGGGUUCCCAAGAACACCAUUCCCAAAUGGAUGGAAAGGAAAAUCUGGGCUUUAUGCUGUUGGGUUCACAAGGAGAGGGCUAUCAGGAGUAGCCUCAGACGCCAUUAAAAUUGCCCAAGACAUAGGCAGUGUUUGGAGAGAGGAAACAAAGCAGCAAAAGAAGAAGAACCCAAUUGCUUCCUUAACAAGAUGCAUUUCACAAUUCUAAACACAAAAACCCUAAUCUCCAUUGUUCAUUCUUUUGCUGUAAAUUCCAAAUUCCACUGUAAAAAAACAAAGGAUUAGAGAUAAAUAUAGACAGUAAAAAGGAUGA
Cucurbita pepo subsp. pepo (vegetable marrow) is the source of this 1410-nucleotide messenger RNA. RefSeq names its product putative indole-3-pyruvate monooxygenase YUCCA8. Gene Ontology annotation, biological process: auxin biosynthetic process. Lineage: Eukaryota; Viridiplantae; Streptophyta; Magnoliopsida; Cucurbitales; Cucurbitaceae. The record is from RefSeq and is a predicted model, not a curated record. Gene Ontology annotation, molecular function: NADP binding; N,N-dimethylaniline monooxygenase activity; flavin adenine dinucleotide binding.